Rhipicephalus microplus (southern cattle tick) is the source of this 1083-nucleotide messenger RNA. Its product is annotated as plasminogen activator inhibitor 1. Gene Ontology annotation, molecular function: serine-type endopeptidase inhibitor activity. NCBI's taxonomy places the organism in Eukaryota, Metazoa, Arthropoda, Arachnida, Ixodida, Ixodidae. The record is from RefSeq and is a predicted model, not a curated record.
AUGGGAGAGGCCUUUGCCCUGCAUGACGCCCCCGAGCGGAAGGAGCCGAACACCCUCUUGUCUCCCUUGGCUCUCGCCCUGUCGUUCGCGCUCGUCCUGGAAGGAUCGGUGGCCCGGACCAUAGACCGCGUCCUCGAGACACUCGGCUGGCAACUUCUCAGGGACUCGGACAUCCGCUACGUCAUGGCUCACUCUCUGCAUCGCCUGUCGCACUUCCCAAACGACAGCGUGCGCGUCGAGGCGGCCGCGUUCGUCCAGCGCGACUUUGACGUCACCAGGACGUAUCGGCAGUCCCUGGACACGUACUACGGCGCCGACGUCCUGUUGGUCAACUUCCUCGACCGCAGGGCGGCGCUCGUGGCUUUGAACGCGUGGGUGUGCCGAGUGACAUCACGCCAUGCGCCCGUCGUCUGUGAUUUCAUUGGCGUAAUCCUGCGGCUACUCUUGGACAACACCUCGGAGAUCGACUCCGCGUCAAGGUUCAUGGCCGCGGGCGUCCUCACCCUGAAGCUAUCGUUCGAUCAGCCCUUCCAAAAUCCCAGAGUUCAGCUGCCAUUCACCUCCGAGUUGCAGUCGCAGUCCAUCGAGGCCAUGCAUACGGUGGGAACGUUCGGCUACAAGCAGUUCGCAGACCGUGGUUUCGACGCCGUGGCCUUGCCGCUGCUGUCCGGGAACCUGAGCCUGGUCAUUCUGGUGCCUGCCGAGGGCUCUACCGGACUGCGUGCACGCGUUCGCUCCUCUCUCAAGGUCACAUCCGUGUGCGGACUCAAGUCGGCACUGACUGCCCUGGGCUAUGGCCACCUGUUCGACCGAUUCCAGACGAACAUGGCGGCGGUGAGCCGGCACGGUCACGCCUACGUGGCCAACAUCAUGAACGCCGUCUCACUCGACGUCGGCCCCGUCACGUCGACGUCGGCGACCGAAGCUGUCGAUGUCCCGACAGCGUCUCCGCCGGUCGCGUUUCACGUCAACAGGCCCUUCAUAUACGUGGUCGCCGACAACACGGACGGCCUGCCCCUGGCCAUUGGGCAGUUUGUAGAUCCGUCAGGAUCGGCUGCCGCCGAGGCUUCGAACAAGUUGUGA